This is a messenger RNA of Coccinella septempunctata (seven-spotted ladybird), 1518 nucleotides long. RefSeq lists its product as uncharacterized. NCBI's taxonomy places the organism in Eukaryota, Metazoa, Arthropoda, Insecta, Coleoptera, Coccinellidae. The transcript has a single exon. Bases 1 to 1518 code for a protein of 505 amino acids. The record is from RefSeq and is a predicted model, not a curated record.
AUGGGACUAGUUCUGAACACGAGUAAAUGUGGAAGUUAUUCGAGAACAGACGGUGAAGAUGAAGACAAUGCUCCCUUUCUCCCUCAAAUCCGUGAAGGGUACAAAUAUCUUGGAUUGAUACAACUCGAGCGUGAUACUACUCAGAAUUGCGACAACAUUGAGGAGAAGAUCUUAAGGGAAACAGAGAAAAUAUUCCGCUCCGACCUCACGAUACCACAAAAGGUCCACCUAUUCAACACUUCUACAAUACCCAGUGCUAUAUAUGUGUUCGGUAACAUCUUUCCAGAAGAAAAAAGGAGUACAACACUGAAAAAGUGCAGAGACCUGGAUAAACAUAUAAGAAAGAUCCUCACAAUAGAGAACCACAAGGGAAGAACAACAUCAAAUGCCCACAUCUAUCUACCAACCAGUAGGGGGGGUAUGGCCCUGAAGUCCAUCGAGCUGGAGACGGAAAUACAACUAGUCCGAAGAGGUAUAUACCUCAAAUCACGCAGUGAUUUGCCAGAAACGAGGAAAAGAUACGAGGAACUGAAGGUGGCAGGGUGGAGAAACCCAAUCAGCGACCACGAUUUCGUAAUGAACAAGUACAAAUGCCCAACACUGGAUUACCAACAGGAAAACAUCGGACAAAACUGCAAAAUCGUGAAAGAACAUAUCUACAAAAAAUACCAGGAAGAACUAGAAGCUGAAUGGACACGAGACAUGCAUUAUGGGAGAGUGAUCCUCAAGGAAGAAAAAAUCAUUGAGUUCCCAGCAUACACAUCCCCACUAAUGGACCACUGGCGUUUCUCCCUACUACAUUCUGCUGCAGAGGAACAGAUCCACGGCCUCGGAGGAACAGCGGGAAGAUCCAGAAAGUGCAGAAGAUGCAACACAACAACGGAAACGGCAUACCAUGUGAGCAGUGGAUGCAUCAUAGGCGCAUAUACGACUAGGCAUGACUGCGUCGUCCACUGGGUUCUGAAAUCCAUCCUUCUGAACCUCAACGCUCCUCAAGAAAUCAUGGCAAACUUCCCAUUUGGCAAGGUCUCUUUCAAUCCUACCUUCGUGAUCGAGGGACGUAAGGUGGUAGUGCGAGCGGGAGGAAACAUCUACACGGAGAAGAGAAUCCACCACAACAAGCCGGAUAUUCUGGUAAGAUUCACCAACCCGGAAGUAAUCUUUAUUUUCGAGAUUGCAGUGGCUCACGUCCAGAACAUAAGGACCCAAGAAAAAAUAAAGAGGACCAGAUACACCGUGAAUGGGGUGGAGAGCAUCGACCACAGAAACCACGAAACAGUUGGCAGGGACCUCAACUUAGUCGCAGAGUUGGAGUCUCAAUACCAUUGCCCCGUCCAUCUGGGCAUAUUUGUGGUCGGCUGUUAUGGGGAAAUACUAAGAACUGAGGAGCACAAAAAUUUCGCAAGCCUUUUAACUCAAAUUGGUUUGACAAAUUUUGAAACAAGAUUAAUUAAUAAGUGUUCAUAUAGUGUAGCAGUCUCCACAACCAAUAUUUUGCUCAAACAUCUAAGCAUUUAA